AUGGAUCCAGAGAACCUGCCGGUCAUCAACAACUAUCUGGAUACCAAUGAGCCCGCGUCCUCGGAGGCCCGUGUGAGCCGCAUGCACUUCCAUGACAACCGGAGGAAGGUAGACUACGUGCUUGCCUACCACUACCGGAAACGUGGAGCACACCCAGGCCAAGGGUCCCCUGGCCACUCGCUUGCCAUCAUCUCCAAUGGGGAGACAGGCAAGGAGCCACGUGCUGGUGAUAUCGAGCUGGGGCCCCUUGAUGCCCUGGAGGAGGAGCGGAAGGAGCAGCGGGAGGAGUUUGAGCACAACUUGAUGGCGGCUGGCCUGGAGCUGGAGAAGGACUUGGAGAGUAAAAGCCAGGGAUCCGUCUUUGUCCGGAUACACGCCCCGUGGCAGGUGCUGGCCAGAGAGGCAGAAUUCUUGAAGAUCAAAGUUCCCACCAAGAAAAUGUAUGAAAUCAAGGCAGGAGGCAGCAUCGCCAAGACGUUCAAUGCGAUUCUGCAGAAGUUGAGCUCACCGCUGCAGCCCCGAGUUCCAGAGCACAGCAACAACCACAUGAAAAACCUCUCCUACCCAUUUUCCAGGGAGAAAAUGUACCUGUACAAUAUCCAGGAAAAGGACACCUUCUUUGAUAAUGCUACCCGCAGUCGCAUUGUGCACGAGAUUCUGAAGCGCACAACCUGUUCUCGAGCCAACAACACCAUGGGUAUUAACUCCCUGAUCGCAAACAACAUCUAUGAGGCUGCCUACCCUCUUCAUGAUGGUGAAUAUGAUAGUCCGGGGGACGACAUGAAUGACAGAAAGCUGUUGUACCAGGAAUGGGCACGCUAUGGGGUGUUUUAUAAGUUUCAACCCAUUGACCUCAUCAGAAAGUAUUUUGGAGAAAAAAUUGGACUGUAUUUCGCCUGGCUGGGAUUAUACACAUCUUUCCUCAUCCCAUCUUCUGUGAUUGGGGUGAUCGUGUUUCUUUAUGGAUGUGCAACAAUCGAAGAAGAUAUUCCCAGCAAAGAGAUGUGUGACCAGCAGAAUGCCUUCACCAUGUGUCCCCUGUGUGACAAGUCCUGUGAUUACUGGAACCUCAGUUCAGCCUGUGGAACGGCACGGGCCAGCCACCUGUUUGACAACCCUGCCACUGUCUUCUUCUCCAUCUUCAUGGCUCUGUGGGCUACUAUGUUUCUGGAAAACUGGAAGAGACUACAGAUGCGCCUGGGCUACUUCUGGGACCUGACUGGAAUAGAAGAGGAAGAGGAACGUGCUCAGGAACAUUCCCGGCCCGAGUAUGAAACUAAAGUUCGAGAGAAAAUGCUAAAGGAAAGUGACAAGUCGGUGGUGCAGAAAUUAGAUGCAAACACCAUUGGGAGUGAAGAUGAGGAUGAUGAAGAUAAGCUGACUUGGAAAGAUCGCUUCCCAGGUUACUUGAUGAACUUUGCCUCCAUAUUGUUUAUGAUUGCCCUGACAUUCUCCAUUGUCUUUGGGGUGAUUGUGUAUCGGAUCACAACUGCAGCUGCCCUGUCUCUCAACAAGGCCACCCGUUCCAAUGUGCGAGUGACGGUGACGGCAACGGCAGUCAUCAUCAACCUUGUGGUCAUCCUCAUCCUCGAUGAAAUCUAUGGUGCUGUGGCCAAGUGGCUCACCAAAAUUGAGGUUCCAAAAACAGAACAGACCUUUGAAGAGCGUUUGAUCCUCAAGGCCUUCUUGCUGAAGUUUGUCAACGCUUACUCCCCCAUCUUCUAUGUGGCCUUUUUCAAGGGGAGGUUUGUGGGCAGGCCUGGAAGCUACGUCUAUGUGUUCGAUGGUUACCGCAUGGAAGAGUGUGCCCCGGGAGGCUGCCUCAUGGAGCUCUGCAUUCAACUCAGCAUCAUCAUGUUGGGGAAGCAGCUGAUCCAGAACAACAUCUUUGAGAUUGGAGUCCCAAAACUAAAGAAACUAUUUCGGAAACUGAAAGAUGAGACUGAACCUGGAGAAACUGACUCUGCCCAUUCAAAACAUCCAGAACAGUGGGACCUGGACUACAGCCUGGAACCCUACACGGGGCUGACCCCGGAAUACAUGGAGAUGAUCAUCCAGUUUGGUUUCGUCACCCUCUUUGUGGCCUCCUUUCCUCUGGCACCUGUUUUUGCCCUUCUCAACAAUGUCAUCGAAGUACGACUUGAUGCAAAGAAGUUUGUGACAGAGCUGAGACGACCAGAUGCUGUGAGAACCAAAGAUAUUGGAAUUUGGUUUGACAUUCUUUCUGGAAUCGGCAAGUUCUCUGUUAUCAUCAACGCUUUCGUCAUUGCUGUCACAUCCGACUUUAUUCCUCGCCUGGUGUACCAGUACUCCUAUAGUCACAAUGGGACCCUGCAUGGCUUCGUCAAUCACACCCUCUCCUUUUUCAACGUCAGCCAGCUGAAGGAAGGAACACAACCAGAAAACUCACAGUUUGACCAAGAGGUUCAGUUCUGCAGGUUUAAGGAUUACCGAGAGCCACCGUGGGCCCCGAAUGCAUAUGAGUUCUCCAGACAGUACUGGUCUGUUCUCUCUGCCCGUCUGGCUUUUGUCAUCAUCUUCCAGAACCUUGUGAUGUUCCUGAGUGUCCUUGUUGACUGGAUGAUACCAGACAUCCCCACUGACAUCAGUGACCAGAUCAAGAAGGAGAAGAGCUUACUGGUGGAGUUCUUCCUGAAAGAGGAGCAUGGCAAGCUCAAGGUGACUGAUGAUCCAGCCCAGUGGAGCCCUGGAGGUGUGAACCAGAGCAGAAGGAGCCAAGCAGCCAGCUCAGCACCCUCGGGCCGAAGCCAUCUGAGCAGCAGAGCCUCAUCUGGUUCCCAACACACCAACGUGUGA
Molecule: messenger RNA, 2817 nt
Organism: Ochotona curzoniae (black-lipped pika)
Lineage: Eukaryota; Metazoa; Chordata; Mammalia; Lagomorpha; Ochotonidae
Gene: ANO2
Product: anoctamin 2
Exons: 25
Coding region: 1-2817 (938 amino acids)
Biological process (GO): chloride transmembrane transport
Cellular component (GO): plasma membrane
Molecular function (GO): protein dimerization activity; chloride channel activity
Source: RefSeq, a predicted model, not a curated record